Messenger RNA from Cryptococcus amylolentus CBS 6039, 1206 nucleotides. RefSeq lists its product as hypothetical. The record is from RefSeq and is a predicted model, not a curated record. The transcript has 5 exons. The coding region runs from base 28 to 972 and encodes 314 amino acids. Lineage: Eukaryota; Fungi; Basidiomycota; Tremellomycetes; Tremellales; Cryptococcaceae.
UUUGUUCUCCAUCCACCAUCCCACGCAAUGCCCCCCAAGAGACCUCCGCCCCUCCCCAAGAGCCUCUUCGUCGGCACAGGUCCCCUGGCCCCAGGCUCUGCAACUCUGCCCCCUUCUCCCACAACCAUUCACCCCAGCUUUAUCAUCGACUCUCACUCAUUCGUGACGUCCCACGAACCCACUCCAGACCCGAUCUACCACGGCCUCAAGGCCGAGUACCCAAGGCCGCCCGUCAAGCAUGCGGUGCAGGUCAAGAUGAAUGUCAGUGCUGAACCUGCUCAAUCCGUCCUUGGUGUCAAGCCGUUCUCGAUCCACCCCACCAUUCUCAACCUCGCCCUUGCCACCCCGCCGUCUGUCACCAACAUUGCCAAAGGCGCGGUGGACAUCAUUGUUCCGUCCACCGUUCCUUUGACAGAGAAGGACUGGGAUCUGCUUGACGAGGCCGUCGAUGCGCUCGAUGGCUGUUGGGGCCAUAAGGACGAAGGGAAAGAGCCUCGCGGAAGAAUCGUCAUCUCGGGCCUUCUCCUCCCUCCUCUCACCACACCAUCUUCUUUCUUGAUCCACUCGGAGGCCUAUAACCUCCACCUUGCCCGACUCGCCUCAUUGUCUCUCCACCCAAACGUGUACUUGAAGGCUCUUCCUCCUGUCGUCGAUGCUGCCUUGUUGAAGAAGGACGGUAGUCCCGCUUGGUGGACAAAUAGACCUGAGCUAGAGAGGGUCAUGAGGAUGUAUAUUGCUCAUGCAAUCGAAACCUUUGGCACUCAUCGAAUCAUCUUUGGUUCCUCCUCCGCUCUUCCCCUAUACGACCUCGAGCGUGUCAGCCAUACCGUCAAUGAGCUCGAGCAGCCCAUCAGCAAUGGCGAAUGGUACUCUGUGCUGAGAAAAUGUGUCACGGAAUUGGGAGAAGGUCUCGAGGAGACGACCGGGAUAUUCGGGGAGAAUGCCAAAGCGGUCUAUGACUUUUCAUGUUAGGUUACGCGUCUUUGACGCUGAUGGCAGGCGGCCAAGGCAUAUGCGUCUUUGCGAAGACCAUAGAAGAACUGGGAGCUGGGAGAGAGAUAGCUUUACAUUACACACAACUGAUAUCUGUCCACAUUUGACUAUGACGACCGGACGAUCUGUUACGAAAGAUUCUGUUUAUAACGCCCUAGAAUAAUAACUUUGCUCUUUGUUGAUUUCGACAUGUAUACCCUGAGCCAGAGUGUG